Molecule: messenger RNA, 1131 nt
Organism: Ostreococcus tauri
Lineage: Eukaryota; Viridiplantae; Chlorophyta; Mamiellophyceae; Mamiellales; Bathycoccaceae
Product: Rad4/PNGase transglutaminase-like fold
Exons: 1
Coding region: 1-1131 (376 amino acids)
Biological process (GO): glycoprotein catabolic process; protein deglycosylation; protein quality control for misfolded or incompletely synthesized proteins
Cellular component (GO): nucleus; cytosol
Molecular function (GO): peptide-N4-(N-acetyl-beta-glucosaminyl)asparagine amidase activity
Source: RefSeq, a predicted model, not a curated record
AUGUUGGCUGUGAAAGAUGUCGCUGUGCGCGCGCAUUGCGCCGCGUGUCACGUCGUUCGGUCGCGAUCGCGAUCGAACAUGCCCGCAUCGCGCGAAGACGAGAUCGCUCGCGCGCUCCGAGACGCGAUCGAGGCGCUGGAACCGAUCACGCGCGGUCAAAAAGUCGCAUUCGAGCGAAGACUGCGAGGCGGCAUCGCGCAGUGCGCGUCGUACGAGGACGAGAUGGCGAUCGCGUCGGCGAUGUCGGUGAUCCCGAUCGAAAGGUUGAAACUAGAGGGACACACGGCGUCGAUGACGAUCGCGGGAGACGAGGGCGCGGACGUGGAGAGCGUGGAGAGCGCGGAGAGCAGGAUGGAACGGUUGAGCGCGAGAGACGCCGAGUUGCUCGCCCUCUUGCGGUGGUUCAAGGAGGAGUUCUUCUCGUGGGUGGAUAAGCCGCCGUGCGAACACUGCGGUGGGAGCGAGAUGACGUCGAUAGGAGUGGAGGUGAACGCGCUCACGGCGGAGGAACGCGAGGGGGAGGCGGGACGAGUCGAGCUUUAUCGAUGCGGCGCGUGCGUGAAGACGACGCGUUUUCCGAGGUAUAAUUCGGCGAUUAAAUUACUCGAAACUCGACGCGGACGAUGCGGGGAGUGGGCGAACGCGUUCACGCUGUGCGCUCGAGCAAUGGGUUUUCGAGCGCGUUGGUGUCUCGAUUGGACGGAUCAUGUGUGGACAGAGGUGUAUAGCGAGAGUCAGAGGCGUUGGCUUCACUGCGACCCGUGCGAGAACGUGUGUGACAAACCGCUGCUGUACGAGUGUGGUUGGGGUAAGAAACUUUCAUAUGUCAUUGCGUUCUCAAUCGAGGGAGUUUUCGACGUCACGCGGCGAUACACUCAGAACAUGCGAGAGCGAUAUCGUCUUCGAGGCGAAGUCUACGAGCCUUGGCUCAGGAAGCGCCUGGCCGAGCUCACUAGCGAGCUCCGGUCGGCAAUGCUGCCCAGCGAGAUCAAAGAACUCGAAGUGCAAGAUGUAGUCGAGCGUGCCGAGCUCGGUAGACCUGCGGUGGACGUGGGUGAAUCGUUACCUGGUCGCCAAACUGGUAGUUUAGCAUGGCGUCGAGCGCGAGGUGAGCUUGGGCCGUCGUCGUGA